Leptomonas pyrrhocoris is the source of this 1527-nucleotide messenger RNA. RefSeq lists its product as hypothetical. The transcript has a single exon. The record is from RefSeq and is a predicted model, not a curated record. Bases 67 to 1527 code for a protein of 486 amino acids. NCBI's taxonomy places the organism in Eukaryota, Euglenozoa, Kinetoplastea, Trypanosomatida, Trypanosomatidae.
AGGCGCAGAGGCGCGCACAUCUUCGGUAGUCAAUUGGGACUCCUUUGAUAGACCAUUACAUCACAAAUGAGUGCGGCAACUACGUCCGAUGCCGCGGCUGCUGACCAUGGCAACAAAACGGAGGAAGCGCCAGCGGAGUCGUCUUCGUUGGAGGCGAAUCGUCUUCGAGAAGAGCUUCAGCACUGCCAGGAGAAGUUCGCCUCGUGGAAGGAAAAGGCGAAGAUCGGGGUAGACAACCUGCGCAUGCAGAUUAUUGGGCUCAAUCAACGCCUUGAACGAUCGGAACAAAAGAGAGUUGAGGAGCUGCGCACGGUUGAUCUUCUUCAAUCUUCGAUGUCAGCACAGGCAGACCUCGCAAGCGCUCACUCCUUCGCCGCAGCGUGUCUUUUUGUGAACUCGCUGAGCGCGCGAAACGGGGCAACAGAAGGCGCAGCAAAGGCUACAGCUUCGUCUUCACCUUCCCCUACACCUGCAGCCGCCGUUACUCCCCCCUCUCCGCCAUCGCCACCGAAUGCGCUCAUCACGAAACUGCAACGCACCAUUCAAGAACAAUCGGACCGACUGAAGGAGACGCAUCACGCAUUGAAAAGGUCCACCAACGAGGUGCAGCAACGCAUCGAGGCACUGAAGCGUCAGGACGGCAUCGUGGCCGUUCUGAAGCGGCGCCUUGAGGCCUCGGAGGCGGCAAACGUCUCCUUAGAAGAGCAACUGAUGAAUGUGCCGAACGUGGAGGAGUGGAGGGCGGCGCAGGACGAGUUGGACCAUCAGCUGGAGCGCUCUCGGCUGGAGUACGAAACCCGCGAAAGCAACCUAGUGCUGCACCACAGCAAUGAAAUUCAAGCGCUGAACAUGGCGCACGAGCAAGAGAUACGCGAGCUGCAACGCGACGCACAGGAAAAGGUCUCGCAGGCGGUGCAGAACGCGCUGGCGAGCCAGGCGCAGGCGGCGGCGUCUGCAUCGACGCAGCUGGCGCAGUCGCACCAGCAGCGGCAACGCGAAGCUGAAGACGCAGCGUACAUGGAUCUCCUGUCGGACUACAAGGCGCUGGAGGCUACUUCUGGUGCCGCGGUGAGAGAGCGGGACGCUGUACUAAAACAGCAAAAGACUCUUAUCCGCGAGCUGCACGACUUUUUCCGCGCAGUUGGGAUGGGCGGCAUCGCGAGUGCCUCACAGGUGCAGUCGCCGCAGUCAGGAAAUGUCGCUGUCGCGCGUGAAAUGACCGUGGAGGACACCAUUCGUCAGAUUGGCGAGCAGCGGGCGCGUGUUAUUGCCCUGCAAGAGGAGCUCAGUCGGUGCCGUCGUGAAGUGGUGCAGCUGAAGCGGUCGAAGCCAUCGCAGCCCCCCGACGGCUUGGGCGCUCAACAGACGCAGUACGUACGCUCCGUUGUGGUGCAGCUCCUCUGCUCUCUCAACGACGCGAGUAUCGCGAAGCGAUUGCUCCCUGUGCUGAGCAUGCUGCUGAAGUUUAGCAACGACGACAUGACGGCGGUGACGAAGGCGAUGCCGCAGUGGACGCAACACAGGUGA